GGCCUCGGUGGCAUCGGGAGUGGCGUCACCACCACCGCCAGCGGUGUCACCGCUGUCCCCGCCGUCAAGAGCGACAUCAGUGCCGCUGGGAAUGGCCUCGCUGGCACUGGCAGUGUCCCCAGCGGUGUCCCUGGCGUAGGGAGUGGCAUCUCCGCUGUCCCCACCGGUGUCACCGCUGUCCCCGCCGACGCCGACAGCUCCGGUGACUCUGACGACACCGUCAUCGAGGAGGCGCCGGGCGAGGCCCCCCCUGCUGUCCCCAGGGAUGUCCCCAGGGCUGUCCCUGCUGUCCCCAAGGAUGUCCCCGGGGCUGUCCCCAAGGAUGUCCCCGCUGUCCCCGGGUCCCUCCCCGCCGCCCCCCGGCGCUGGCAGCAGGAGCACCAGACCCUGCAGGAACUGGGGGAGCCCCUCCCCCGCCUGGCAGCGGUGCAGGACCUGCUGUUCUGGCGGGACGUGAGGAAGAGCGCGGUGGCCUUCGGCGCCAGCCUGGUGCUGCUGCUGUCGCUGGCCACGCUCAGCGCCGUCACCGUGGUGGCACACGUGGCGCUGGCCCUGCUCUCGGUCACCAUCAGCCUGCGCGUCUACAAGGCCGUGGUGCAGGCGCUGCAGAAAUCCGAGGAGGGGCACCCCUUCAGGGCGUACCUGGACCUGGACGUGACGUUGUCCCCCGAGACCUUCCAGGCGCACGCGGCCGUGGUGGCGCGGCACCUCAACCGGGCCCUGCAGCUGCUCGUGCACCUCUUCCUGGUGGAGGACCUGGUGGAUUCCCUGGAGGUUCGGAGCCUUCCUCCCCCUCCUCCCCCUCCCCGACCCCCGGGACCCCCC
Molecule: messenger RNA, 825 nt
Organism: Passer montanus (Eurasian tree sparrow)
Lineage: Eukaryota; Metazoa; Chordata; Aves; Passeriformes; Passeridae
Product: reticulon-3-A-like
Exons: 5
Biological process (GO): brain development; endoplasmic reticulum tubular network formation; neuron differentiation
Cellular component (GO): neuron projection; postsynaptic density
Source: RefSeq, a predicted model, not a curated record